Molecule: messenger RNA, 641 nt
Organism: Zophobas morio
Lineage: Eukaryota; Metazoa; Arthropoda; Insecta; Coleoptera; Tenebrionidae
Exons: 8
Coding region: 24-608 (194 amino acids)
Molecular function (GO): protein binding
Source: RefSeq, a predicted model, not a curated record
AAUCGUUUUAUGUAAAGACUACAAUGUAUAUAUAUAAUAUAUUAAACAUUCUCAUGGGAACCUCUACAGCGGCUAAUUAUGCGGCUGUGACUCCGGACGGGCGCUAUAUACUUGCCGUUGGCGACUGCGCGAUCGGAGAAUUUUAUGAUGCUUGCCUUUUUCAAAAAGUUGGUCGCGUGCAAGUGUGCAAGAACGCGGCCUUCUCCUGUUGCUGGGAUCACACUUCGACAAAGUUUGCCGUUGCCUGCCAGGACGGUUUUUUGUCCGUUUGGGAUUUCCGGAAGUACGACGUUCCUAUGAAAACUUUUGAGUCGGAGCAGUCUUUCGAAAGAGGGGCUUUCAGGAGCGUGAAAUUUUCUCCCUCGGGAUUAGCUGAUUUAUUAUUUUUUUCUGAGCACGAGAGUUUAGCCCACGUGGUCGAUGCGAGGACUUUAAACUAUAAGCAAACUUUGCGUACUGACGAAGAGUCUUCUUAUAAUGUCAAUAUUGCUGGUAUUUGUUUCUCCCCAAACUGCGAAAGUCUCUUUAUUGCGACUGAAAAGUGCACUUAUGAAUACGUUGUUGACUUAACUCUCCGAAGAAGGUUUCCAAUUGGAGAAUAUAACUAAUCAACAGAGUCAGAACUGCUUUUACUAAAAUAU